AUGAGGCCAGAGAAUAAGCUUGGAGAUGAUGAAACGUGGGAUAGGGCUGAAAGUGCUCUCAAGGAGGCUUUGGAUGAGUUUGGCAAGCCAUGGCAGUUGAAUGAAGGGGAUGGUGCAUUCUAUGGACCAAAGAUAGAUAUCAGUGUAUCUGAUGCAUUGAGUAGGAAAUUCCAGUGUGCAACUCUACAGCUUGACUUCCAACUUCCUGAUCGUUUUAAGUUGGAAUUCUCAGCUGAGGAUGAAGCCAAAAUUGAGAGGCCUGUUAUGAUACACAUAGCCAUUCUAGGAUCAGUUGAACGCAUGUUUGCCAUACUUUUAGAGCACUACAAGGGUAAAUGGCCCUUCUGGCUCAGUCCUCGUCAAGCAAUUUUGUGCCCUGUUUCUGAGAAAUCACAAGCUUAUGCUCUGAAGGUACACAUCUCUGUUUCCUAA
Messenger RNA from Vicia faba (fava bean), 432 nucleotides. The record is from the annotation of a GenBank genome assembly. Lineage: Eukaryota; Viridiplantae; Streptophyta; Magnoliopsida; Fabales; Fabaceae.